UCGUAUCAUGUCUUCCGCUGGGCGUUGACGGUGACUUGUGUGGCGAGCGUUUUCACCCACUCGGCACUUACUAAGCGCGCGGUGCCGCUGAAUGCGAACCCACCUCGGAGGCUUCCGCCCAAGGUUUUCCCGCGGCGGAGGAUGGGGAACCCGGCUACGCCGCUCGGCGGCCGCAGCCCUUUCGACGGCAGGCGGAGGAGACGCGACAGCUGCGACGCCUCCCGGAGCUCCACGCCCUCGGUGUCGUCCGGGCGCAACCCCGUCAGCAUCGCUGCCAGGGCGAUUUCCUCGUGCUUCGGCUCGCCCGAGGCCAGAUCGCCUUCUCCGACGGACGACUCGGAGGACUUCAAGGCGCCUUAUGUCACCCCAUCUCUUAGCACCCAAGGAAGCUCCCAUGGGAGCUUACAAGGUAGCAGGCGGCGCAGCAUGGGAAUGCAUACCGAUGGCAGCAGCCACUCUAGACAUCAACCAGGAGCCAUGAGAUUGACCAUCACAGAGAUCAUGAUGGCAACAAAGAACUUCUCCCCUUCUUUGAUGAUUGGACAAGGUGGGUCUGGGACUGUGUACAAAGCGCAGCUUGCCGAUGGCACAGUGGUUGCAGUUAAGCGUGCCAAAAAGAAUGCCAACAACAGCCGUAUGGAUGCAGAAUUCCAGAAUGAGAUUCAGACAUUGGCAUGCAUUGAGCAUCUGAAUUUGGUAAGAUUGCAUGGGUUUUUGGAGCAUCAAGAUGAGAGACUUGUUGUUGUCGAGUAUGUUCCCAAUGGAACUCUUCGAGAACAUCUUGAUUGUCAGCGAGGAAAAAUUUUGGAACUUGCUACGCGGCUGGAAAUUGCAAUCGAUGUGGCUCAUGCUAUCACAUACCUUCAUAUGUAUUCAGAUAAUCCUAUAAUUCACAGGGAUAUUAAAUCCUCGAACAUCCUUCUCACGGAUAAUCUACGUGCUAAGGUUGCCGAUUUUGGGUUUGCUCGACUUUUUAUGGUGGAAUCUGAUGCCACCCAUGUUUCGACCCAAGUAAAAGGGACCGCAGGCUACCUAGAUCCAGAGUACUUAAGAACCUACCAACUUACAGUGAAGAGUGAUGUCUACUCAUUUGGGGUAUUGCUGGUGGAAUUAGUCUCUGGCAGGCGCCCUAUAGAACCCAGGAGGGAACUCAACGAACGUCUUACAGCAAAUUGGGCUAUGAAGAAAUUCAUGAAGGGGAGCGGGAUACAGACUCUAGAUCCAAACCUUCAGCCAAGCCUAGCAACAAAUUUUGUAGUCGAAAAGAUCCUUGAACUUGCCUUGUUGUGCUUGGCUCCGACCAAGAAGAGCCGGCCCAGCAUGCGGAGGUGUGCAGAAAUCUUAUGGACGGUACGCAAAGAUUACAGGGAGAUAUUAUCUUCAGAUCUUCACUUCCCGCCCUCUGGUCAGAGGAACCAUUAAAUGGAUCAUAUGUUUUAAUCAAAGAAGACCCAAUAUUUGUCAAAAUUACCUGAUAUGAUAUAGGGAAGCUAUAAAUUUCUGUUUGAGAUGCUGAAUACUAAUGUUUGUUGCAAGUAGAACAUAAUGAUACCAUUUUAAUUGUGGAAAACUGUAUUAUCAUUUUUAAGUGUAAUUGUGUUGAGUGGGAACUUUGUACAAUUUUAGUGCAUUAACACACAAGAUUGUCUUACACACAUUCAGAGGUUGAAUACAA
Messenger RNA from Musa acuminata subsp. malaccensis (wild Malaysian banana), 1675 nucleotides. Its product is annotated as calmodulin-binding receptor-like cytoplasmic kinase 2. The record is from RefSeq and is a predicted model, not a curated record. Gene Ontology annotation, molecular function: protein kinase activity; ATP binding. NCBI's taxonomy places the organism in Eukaryota, Viridiplantae, Streptophyta, Magnoliopsida, Zingiberales, Musaceae. Gene Ontology annotation, biological process: protein phosphorylation.